Messenger RNA from Astrephomene gubernaculifera, 1825 nucleotides. The record is from the annotation of a GenBank genome assembly. Lineage: Eukaryota; Viridiplantae; Chlorophyta; Chlorophyceae; Chlamydomonadales; Astrephomenaceae.
AAUUGCAGUUAGGCACACAACUACUUUACCUUUGUCGCUGCUUAAAUCGGCAACUAGGCACCUUGGUCGUUAGAAUUUGCGAGCGCCAUGAGCGGCGACGAGGGCGAUGGCCGCGAUGGAAGUAGCAACGUUAGAGAGCAAGAUAGGUUUUUGCCUAUUGCAAACAUUAGCCGGAUCAUGAAGAAAGCGCUGCCGGGGAACGCCAAAAUAGCCAAGGAUGCCAAAGAGACAGUGCAGGAAUGCGUUUCAGAGUUUAUUAGCUUCAUUACAUCAGAGGCCAGCGACAAGUGCCAGCGAGAAAAGCGGAAAACCAUUAACGGUGAUGACCUUUUAUGGGCCAUGACAACAUUGGGCUUCGAAGAGUACUUGGAGCCGCUGAAGCUUUACCUGGCCAAGUUCCGCGAGGCUGAGGCUGCCGUCGCAAAGCAGCAACCAGGCGGCUCCAGCGCUGGGGCUGAGGCAAAGCGGGAGGCCGCCGCGGCCGCUGCAGCCGCCGCGCAGCAGCACCAAGCGGCACAGCAGCACGCCCAGCUGCAAGGCGGCAUGCCGUUCCCGCUUAUGCAGGCGCAGUUCCAGGGUUUGCCUCCGGGGAUGAUCCCGGCUGGCUUCCCAGGACUGCCGCUACCGCCUGGCAUGCCUGGCCUCAUGAUGCCUGCUGGCACGCUACCCAAGCCAGAUCAGCCGAAGUAACGUGCACCAACCGUGCACGACCGAGUUGUGCUCGGUAUGACUCGAGUGUGUGUGCUGGGGCCAGCUGUCUUAGCGGACCCCCCGGUGCUCCUCUUGGCGACAAUGGGCGGUUGUUCAUUGUGUAAUUGUGGUUGUGUUCAGUUUUACAAAACUUCACCAAAGGCGCCUGCGCGCGUUUGUCGAGGAGUAUUUUGGCAGAUGCUGGGAGUUGCUUAAGAGACAAGAGACAAGCAAGGCAUGUGGCUGGUCGAGUGAGGGGGCCCCGAGAAGCGCGUGAAGCUCGGGCGGUUGUCAUGUUACGUCGGUGACGACAAGUGGGUGUUUGGUGAGGGGAAGGAGUUCUUCCUUGAGUGCCUUUUGUAGGUCGGGGUUGUUUAGCGCUGUUGGACCCUUCUGUUGAAGCCACCAGGGUUGCUGGUUCCCCAUGAUUUGCAGCUCUGCGCGGCUACCUACCCUGCGACUGCCGGCUACUGCAUGUGGGCGACCUGCCAAGUCAGUUGCGUACUGUUAAAUGUUUUGGAGGUUACCCUGUGGGUGCAUUGCAUUUGAGGCGCAACUCCAUACGACACCGGUUAUGCGCAGCAGUGUAUGAAUGCUGCUAAUGCGACAUGGAUUCGGCCGAUGACCUUUUGACCCCAAUUGAGCGGGCAUUCGGAGUUGUUAAGCACAUGACUGCAUGGGUGUGCCGUAACUGUAUGAGUGGCCUACAAUUGGCUUCGGCUAGGGCCUCGAUAGUCGACACACAUCGCUGCAGAGUUGAAUGGAUUCAGGCUUUGCCCGCGUCCACUUUGACUUUGCAACGUUUGUACCGGUUUACCGUGUCUUGGUAAUUUUUAACGGUUGUACGGGUUGUUACCUAUUAGUUAGUACGGCAUGUGCAGAAAGGUCGUUUAGAGGUCGUUGGUCAAGUCGUUUCACCGAAAUCCCUUCCGUUUUCGUGGAAACGUUCGCUUACAAGGUAUGACAGGAGGUAAAUCCUGCUACCUUAUCUGCUGCCUCGUGCCGCAGCGUCGCCGAGUGUUUCAUUUUGGAGCCAGUUUGGGGCGGCUUCACUUCCAUGGCAUCUCCCUAGUGUUUAAGCCUCCCAUCUUACCAACUAUGUUUAAGCUUACAUUUAAACAACGUUAGCCCGUAG